Molecule: messenger RNA, 1911 nt
Organism: Drosophila bipectinata
Lineage: Eukaryota; Metazoa; Arthropoda; Insecta; Diptera; Drosophilidae
Gene: TH1
Product: negative elongation factor complex member TH1
Biological process (GO): negative regulation of transcription elongation by RNA polymerase II
Cellular component (GO): NELF complex; nucleus
Molecular function (GO): RNA binding
Source: RefSeq, a predicted model, not a curated record
UGCUCAUAUUUUUUGGUAUUCAAGCAACGGUCACUUAAAAAUAGAUAUAAAAUAUAAAUAAUCCAAAGUGGUAAUUUAUAAAAUAAAUUUUAUAAAAAUGGAAGUGGACUACGACGACUCAGGUUGGCAAGGCCGUGCCAAAACCCAGAAUAAUGCCGAGGAAAUGCCAGAGGACAACCCACAGAAAACGAUACAGGAAUGCCUGGAAAGGUUUCUCACUCCUGACUAUAUCAUGGAACCAGGCAUUUUCACGCAAUUGAAACGCUACUUUCAGUCCGGCGGGUCUCCAGAAGAAGUCAUUUCAAUGCUUUCAGAAAAUUAUAAAGCAGUAGCCCAGAUGGCUAACCUAUUGGCUGAAUGGUUAAUUCUUGCAGGUGUCAAGGUUACCGAAGUCCAAGCAAUGGUGGAAAACCAUCUAAAGGAGAUGAUCUUGAAGUCGUUUGAUCCGAAGAAAGCUGACACUAUAUUCACAGAAGAAGGCGAGACGCCCGACUGGCUCACCGAAAUGAUCGAUCACUACACAUGGCGUUCGCUUAUCUACAGGCUAGCCGAGGAGUAUCCCGACUGUCUUAUGCUUAAUUUUACCAUAAAGCUCAUUUCUGAUGCCGGUUUCCAAAGCGAAAUUACUUCCAUUUCUACAGCGGCACAGCAGAUAGAAGUAUUCUCGCGGGUGCUUAAAACAUCAAUUAUCAAGUUUUUAAACAAUCCCGACGACGUUCACGGUGCCAUCCAAGAGUGUGCACGCAUGGUCUGCCACGGUCAGCACACCUAUGUUUACUCUCAAGUACUCAUCCAAGUUCUAAGCCAGGAACUGAAGGGUGGUUUUAACAUGAAGCGUCUGUCGCAGGAGAUCAUUAAAUACGCCUUGCAAAACAACCAGAAUGUGACUCCUAUUACAAUGGCUCUUAACGGCUCUGCGGUCUACCCACAAGCUUGCCAGGCUCUCACUUCAAUGCUGACCCGUAACACUCUUAACCCUGCUGAUAUCACAGUACUCUACCGCAAUUAUUCAGGUUCUGACCCGCCGCCUAUAGACUUGAUUCGUAACCCGCAGUUUCUUGAACUUCUGGUGGAUGCUCUUUUUCGCUCUGGAGUCAAAAUCAAUCCAGAACACAAAUCAAAGUAUAUGUUUCUGUUAGCCUACGCGUCCGCCGUAAUUGAUCAACCAGCAAAAAAAAGACCUCUAACCGAGCGCAACCUAAAUAAGGAAGAGCUAAAGAGUACAAUCCAAGCAAUCGAAAAAGCCCACGCCAUUUGCAACGUUGACCAAGGCUCUACAGAGCUAAUCGCGGAACUUCAAACUUUAUAUAACUGCAUCAAAUAUCCUGUAGUAGGAGUCGGUGUGAUUCGGUGGAUAGAAAAUGUUGUAAUGGAACCAUCAUACUUUAAGCUUUCAACGGACAGCUGUCCCACACACCUGGCAGUACUGGACGAGGUAGCAGCCGUACAUCCCACACUUCAACAACAGAUCCUCUUCCUGCUGAUUCGUCUCUUCGAAUCAAAACAAGACGAGCUGGAGAUUCUUGUACAACUGGAGAUGAAGAAAAUGAUAUUGGACAGAAUGGUAAAUCUUCUAACACGAGGCUGCGUUGUACCUGUUCUACGGUAUAUUAAACAGUGCUGCGCUAUUGAAGACACCGAUAUUUCCCUGAUACGGUACUUUGUCACGGAAGUUCUUGAGACAAUUACACAUCCCUAUUCUCCCGAAUUUGUGCAACUCUUCCUACCAAUGGUAGAGAACGAAGAAAUUACCGGUACGAUGCGUGGCGAAGGCGACAAUGAUCCAGUUUCUGAAUUUAUCGUUCACUGUAAGGCGCACUAUACCACCGUUUAAUGAAAUUUGGCAAUUAAGUAUUUUUGAUUGAAAAUAAAUAAAUUAAAUUCUGUUUAUAGGCAAUAUUUUUAACUAAA